This is a messenger RNA of Penicillium digitatum Pd1, 1965 nucleotides long. NCBI's taxonomy places the organism in Eukaryota, Fungi, Ascomycota, Eurotiomycetes, Eurotiales, Aspergillaceae. The record is from RefSeq and is a predicted model, not a curated record.
AUGAUAUCCCUUCCGCGUAAGCUAUGGCAGCAUCCUGCCCCAGAGUCGACCGAGAUGGGUCAAUUCCAGCGAGACCUAGAAAAAUCCACUGGACGCAAGUUCGACUCCUUUCAUGAUAUGUACCUGUACUCAAUCAAGAGCCGUUCAGAAUUCUGGGACUUCUCCUGGAAAUACUUCCAACUGAUCCACGAGGGCUCCUACACAAGGGUAGUCGAUGAGUCCGCUCGAAUGGACAGUGUACCCGAAUGGUUCGCCGGUGUGCGUCUGAACUUCGCCGAGAACUUGCUUUUCUCGCGUAUUUCUGGCGACAGAACAGACAAGGAAGACGACAAGAUCGCCGUGAGCGAAGUCCGAGAAGGCGCUGCGCAUGACGUCGUUCAUCUUACCUGGGGUGAGCUUCGACGACGGACUGGAGCGCUGGUACAGGCUAUGAAGGCCCAUGGGGUUGUUCGGGGUGAUCGCAUUGCUCUCUGUGCGUCAAAUAGUAUUGACACACUACUUGUGUUCCUGGCAUCAACGGCUCUGGGUGCGAUCUUCUCGUCUAGUUCCACCGACAUGGGUACUAAGGGUGUCCUGGAAAGACUGCUUCAGAUCAAGCCUCGCUGGCUGUUCAUGGACGACUUCGCGGUUUACAGAGGCAAGACCAUUGACUUGCGACCGAAGAUUGGGGAACUUGUUCAAGGCAUGGACUCUGGUCUUGAAUUUGAGGGAGUCAUCUCACUACCUCGGUUCUCUACGCGGCCGGCGGAUAUCAGCUCCAUCCCUAGGACCAAGACUCUCGCGGAAUUUCUCGCAAAGGCGGGUGGCAACGAGAAACUGGAAUUUGAACGAGUCGGAUUCCGAGAUCCUUGCUUGAUAGUUUACUCGUCUGGCACGACAGGGCAGCCGAAAUGUAUUGUCCAUUCCGUGGGCGGCGUGCUUCUGAACUCGAGUAAGGAGGGAAGAUUGCAUAGUGAAUUAGGCCCUGAUUGUGUCACCUUACAAUACACAACCACUGGUUGGAUUAUGUAUGUGGUUGCCUUGCAGACUUUGCUCUUAGGAGUGCGGGUGGUGCUGUAUGAUGGAAGCCCAUUUAUUCCAGGUAUCACUGCGUUGGUUGAUCUUGCAGCACAAGAGAACACCGGCAUGGUCCUGCGAGAUGAAUUGUUCGAGUGGUUCUACGACGAAGGGUUCCCACCCCAUGCUCGCUUGAAUAACAUUUCUGGCGGUACUGACAUCGCAGGAUGCUUUGGAACCGGUAACCCUCUUGUCCCGCUGUAUGUUGGCGGAUGUGCCGGAUGCAGUCUGGGAAUUCCCGUGGAGGUUUACGACUCUACAAUCGAGGGCGGUAACGGAAUCAAGGGUGUGCCCGUAGAGGAAGGUGUUCCGGGAGAAUUGGUCGCCACGUCUGCUUUUCCCAACAUGCCCACUCUGCUGUGGGGUGACGAGGGAGGCAAGAAGUACCAUGAUGCGUAUUUUGGGAGAUUCGAUAAUGUGUGGACACACGGCGACUUCGUUUCGAUCCAUCCAAUCACAAAACAGAUCGUGUUUCACGGACGCGCCGACGGGGUCCUCAACCCAUCAGGAGUACGGUUUGGAUCGGCCGAGAUCUAUCGGGUACUCGAGGGUCAAUUUUCGAAAGAGAUCGUUGAUUCCAUAUGCGUAGGGCAACGACGACCAGUGGACACGGACGAGAGAGUGAUGCUCUUUUUGCUCUUGAGACCAGGGGUAGCGUUUACACCAGACCUGGUUGCACGAGUGAAGAGGGCAAUUCGUACAAAGCUAAGCUCCCGCCAUGUACCGAUGUUCAUGUUUGAGACACCUGAAAUUCCGACUACGGUCAACCUGAAAAAGGUGGAGCUCCCUGUGAAGCAGAUUGUCUCGGGACAAAUCAUCAAGCCCUCGGGGACACUGCUGAACCCAAAAAGCUUGGACUUCUACUAUCAGUUCGCCCAAGUGGAAACGUUGCGCGAGAGCAAGCUCUGA